Messenger RNA from Capsicum annuum, 4182 nucleotides. RefSeq names its product probable LRR receptor-like serine/threonine-protein kinase At1g06840. Lineage: Eukaryota; Viridiplantae; Streptophyta; Magnoliopsida; Solanales; Solanaceae. The transcript has 21 exons. The record is from RefSeq and is a predicted model, not a curated record. Gene Ontology annotation, molecular function: protein binding; ATP binding; protein kinase activity. The coding region runs from base 1438 to 4080 and encodes 880 amino acids. Gene Ontology annotation, biological process: protein phosphorylation.
GUCUUCAAGAUGGAGGGGCUCAUAUAUCGUAUAUAUAUUUUUGCUACAGCAGUUCAUUGCUAUAUGCUUCUUGUUGUGGCUCAAAUAACCGACCCCUCUGAAGAAAGAGAUCCCUGCCUCCACCAUGUGUUAUAUUUGGGAGUUUUGGUACCUCAAAGGGCAGAUUCUGUCUGGGAAAAUUAUUUUGCAACUAUUAUUGUUCCUUUCAACCUGCCUUUGCUCUGACUUUUAGCCUCUGGCAUCCAAAUUUUCUUUUGGAGCUUCACAAGUAAUACUCCAAAUCAAAGUACUUUCUUUAGGAUGAAAGAACUCAUGAUAUUGGUAUCACAUUGCUUCAUUCAUUUGCUUGUAUGACCCGUCAUAUUUAAAUUCUUACCAGUAGUUCAAUUCAUACUUGAGAAUUAGAUAUCCACUUUCUCGUAUUAGUCCCUGUCUCCCUGAUAUAAAGAUGGUCGGCCAUAUCUUGAUAUAGAUAACACAUUGAUUGUGCUACACUACUAGUUUCUUGUUCUGUUUUUGUGAUGCCUGUUGUGUUUGGGUUGAUUGAUUGGCGUAUUAUUCUGUGGUAGUCUUGUUUCUGAUACUCUUUCUUGUUAUUUUACUACUUGUAGUUUCUUGUACAAGUUUAUUGUGUCCUCUUCUACACUUUUGUUGUCUUGAGUAGUGGGUCUAUCAGAAACAAGAUCUCUAUCUCAUCUCUUUGGUAGAAGUACGGAUUGCGUACACUUCCUUACCAAACUCCAGUUUGAGGUCUAGCUAACACAUUGAUCGUGCUACACUAGUAGUUUCUAGUUCUGUUUUGGUCAUGCCUAUUGUGUUUUGGUAUAUUGAUUGGCGUAUUGUUUUGUGGUUGUCUUGUUUCUGAUACUAUCUGUUGUUUUGGUACUACUUGUUGUUUCUAGUACUUCUAUUACAUCCUCUUCUGCACUGUUGUUGCCUUGAGCCAGGGGUCUAUCACAAACUACCUCUCUCCUCAUCUUUGAGGUAGAAGUACAGACUGCAUACACUCUACCCUCCCCAAACCCUACUUUGAGGUAUAGCUAACACAUUGAUCGUGCUAUACUGGUAGUUUCUUGUUCUGUUUGGGUGAUGCCUAUUGUGUUUGGGUAGAUUGAUUGACGUAUUAUUCUGUGGUAGUCUUGUUUUUGAUACUAUUUUGUUUUGCUUGUAUUUGUAUCACGUCCUUUUCUACACUGUUGUUGUCUUGAGCCGGGGGUCUAUCGGAAACAGCCUCUCUACCUCACCUCUGCGGUAGAAGUACAGACUGUGUACACUCUACCCUCCUCAGAACCCACUUUGGUGGGAAUACACUGGUUUCAGCUCUAAUAUCCGUUAAAGAUAGUUUGAUUGAUAGUCUGAAGCAACUGAAGGAUUGGAAACAGGGUGAUCCCUGUACUUCAAACUGGACAGGAGUUUUCUGCUACAACACUUUUGGUGAUGAUGGAUACUUGCAUGUCAGGGAACUGUAGCCGUUUCAUGAAUAAGAAUCUCUCUGGAAGUUUAGCUCCUGAGCUAGGAAAACUAUCCCAGCUUCGAAUUUUAAAUUUCAUGUGGAAUAAUUUGACCGGGAGAAUACCAAAAGAGAUUGGAAGCAUCACAGAUUUGAGACUUCUGCUUUUGAAUGGAAACCAAUUGUCAGGAUCUUUAGCGGAUGAACUCGGAUAUCUAUCAAAUCUCAACAGAUUCCAGAUAGACCAGAAUCAGAUAUCGGGAGAAAUUCCAAAAUCGUUUUCUAAUUUAAAUAGGAUAAGACAUAUCCACUUCAAUAACAAUUCACUAAGUGGUCAAAUUCCACACGAGCUUUCCAACUUGUCCGCUAUUCUUCACUUGCUUCUGGAUAAUAACAAUCUAUCUGGCUACCUUCCUCCUGAGUUUUCUGCAUUUCCAGAUCUGGAAAUACUCCAACUUGACAAUAACAAUUUCAGUGGAUCUGAGAUUCCAGCUUCUUAUGGAAACCUUUCAUCGUUGUUGAAAUUAAGUUUCAGAAAUUGCUCUUUGCAAGGAUCCAUUCCUGAUUUUAGCAGAAUAGGAAACCUAAGCUAUCUUGAUCUCAGCUGGAAUCAACUUUCUGGAUCUAUACCACCGAAUAAGCUUUCCAACAAUAUGACAACUAUUAUUCUAUCGCAUAACCGUCUUAAUGGAUCUGUUCCCAAGAGCUUUUCUCUCCUUCCUUCCCUGCAGAAACUGUCAGCUGCGAACAACUUUCUGAAUGGUUCCAUUUCCACCAACAUUUGGCAAAACAAGACCUUUACUACUACUUCCAGACUUGUGAUUGAUCUGCAGAAUAAUUCAAUUUCAAACAUUUCGGGUGCUUUUGAACCUCCUGUAAAUGUCACACUAAGGUUCCAAGGGAAUCCAAUCUGCAGUGAUACAAGUAUCACAAACAUUGAAAAAUACUGUGGCCCUGACAAUGGAGCAGAUGAUGAGCCUAGUAAUUUAACAAAUCCAAGUGAUAUUUGUCCUAUUCAAGCAUGUCCUACUGACAACUAUUUUGAAUUUGUUCCUGCAUUACCUGAACUAUGCUUUUGUGCCUCCCCACUCAGAAUUGGAUACAGGUUGAAAAGUCCUAGCAUAUCUUAUUUUGAUCCGUACAGGCAGCUAUUCGAGUCAUAUGUGACGAGUUCCCUUGACUUGGACCUCUACCAAUUGUGGGUCGAAUCAUAUUUUUGGGAAAAAGGACCUCGUCUGAGGAUGCAUUUGAAGCUUUUCCCGGUAGUUGGGGUCAGUACAUUUAAUCAAAGUGAGAUUCUUCGUAUUAGUGAGAUUUUUGCCUCGUGGGACUUCCCACGAAGUGACCUAUUUGGACCAUAUGAGCUCCUGAACUUCACACUGCUCGGACCUUAUUCAUACUUGAAUCCUGAAAUCCAACAUAAAAAGGAAAGCAAAGGUGUUCUGAUAGCUUGCAUUGUAGCAGCAGGUGCUUUUGCUGCCUUUGUUUCCACAAUUGCCACUAUAUUAAUCACAAGACGACAUGCUAAGUAUCAAAGCAUCUUUUCAAGAAAACGUUUGUCUUCAAGCCUCUCUAUAAAAGUAGAUGGUGUUAAAAGUUUCACCUUCAGAGAAAUGGCCUCAGCCACCAAUAACUUUGAUACCUCGACUCAAGUUGGUGAAGGCGGAUAUGGUUCUGUUUUUAGGGGAAUUUUAGCUGACAAAACAAUUGUUGCAAUCAAGCGAGCAAAAGAAGGAUCCCUGCAGGGGCAAAACGAAUUCUUGACCGAAAUAGAACUAUUAUCAAGGUUACAUCACCGUAAUCUAGUUGUGUUGCUUGGGUACUGUGACGAGGAAGGAGAGCAGAUGCUGGUUUAUGAGUUCAUGCCCAAUGGAACUUUGCGAGACUGGCUUUCUGCUAAAACUAAGCAAAAUUUGAAGUUUGGAGCAAGGUUGGGGAUCGCACUGGGUGCAUCUAAAGGCAUCCUUUACCUCCAUACUGAAGCUGAUCCACCCAUAUUCCACAGGGAUGUCAAAGCCAGCAAUAUUCUUUUGGACUCUAAACUCACUGCCAAAGUUGCUGAUUUUGGAUUGUCUCGGCUUGCACCUGUCCAGGAUGAUGAUGGUGUUCUGCCAAAUCAUGUGUCAACAAUCGUGAAGGGGACACCUGGUUACCUUGAUCCUGAAUAUUUCUUGACCCGUAAAAUGACAGACAAAAGUGAUGUCUACAGCCUUGGUGUUGUAUUUCUGGAGAUCUUAACCGGCAUGCAUCCUAUCUCACAUGGAAAAAACAUUGUCCGUGAGGUCAAUAUGGCUUGUAAAUCGGGAAUAAUGUUCUCCAUUUUGGACAACAGCAUGGGAUCUUACCCCUCUGAAUGUGCAGAGAAGUUCGUGGCGUUGGCCCUGAGCUGUUGCCAGGACAAACCAGAAGACAGACCCUCGAUGCUGGAGGUGGUUAGGACGCUGGAAACCAUACUCCGCAUGAUUCCCUAUACUGAUGCCGAUCCUUUGGAUAAUAAAGCUAGUUUCACUGAAACUACGUCAUCAUCUUCAUAUUCUAAUACUAGAAGCGGAGACCUAUUUGCAUCAUCAUCCAAUGUAUCGGGUGGUGAUCUUAUUAGUGGUGUUACUCUUACUAUUACACCUCGUUAACAUUAAUUAGCUUGUCUUUUGACUACAUAAACUUUAGCUUGUAGACACUGGUGCUAUGACUAGUAAGAAGGCAAUACGACUUUGUGUUUUAUGUUUGUUGUU